Molecule: messenger RNA, 346 nt
Organism: Aspergillus nomiae NRRL 13137
Lineage: Eukaryota; Fungi; Ascomycota; Eurotiomycetes; Eurotiales; Aspergillaceae
Exons: 3
Coding region: 38-346 (102 amino acids)
Source: RefSeq, a predicted model, not a curated record
CCAAAACAAAAGAACAGAAAGAAAGAAAGAGAUCAAAAUGCCAGUCUACCACAUCGUCCUCUUCCGCCUCAAGCAAGGCGUGACGCCCGCCCAACUCGCAAACUGGACCAAAGUCUCCCAAGCAAUGGUCGGCCAGAUCCCCGGCCUCCGCUCCCUGAAGACUAACCCGCCGUUGCCGAUCUCCGUGCCCCGCGCCAAGGGCUUUGAUAUGGGGCUUGUUGCCGUUUUGGAUAAACCGGAGGAUGUCGCUGUUUAUGCGGGGCAUCCGGCGCAUUUGGAGGUCCAUAAGUUGAGGGAGGAGCUGUGUGAGGAUACCUUGGCUUAUGAUAUGGAGUUUGACGAGUGA